This is a messenger RNA of Oikopleura dioica, 591 nucleotides long. The record is from the annotation of a GenBank genome assembly. Lineage: Eukaryota; Metazoa; Chordata; Appendicularia; Copelata; Oikopleuridae.
AUGUGUUACAAAUCAGAAGAUAAAAAAGAGUUGCUUUGUCAGAAAAGCGUGAGAAAUGAAGAGGGAGAUUUGGAGUUCAGCGAAAUUUUGUGUAGUAGCUCUUGCUCGAUGAGGACGACUGUUGAGAUAGAACUCGUCGGAGACGGAAACGCACAUGUGAUUCUUGAUACCUUGGAACAUGGAUGUAAAGAGACCCCGUGUGCGCUUGAUGGUCAACGGGACGAAGACAUUUGUAGACAGACUUAUUCAAUUGAUGGCGUUGAUGUCUACUGCCAAUACUCGGAUGAGCACCAGGCUUUCGAUUGCUGCUGCUCUGGCAGAAACUGCAAUACGCCAGAAGUCUGGGAAAACUGGUACACCCGGCAGCACAGAGGCGAAAUCAACAAAAACUGUCAAGUGGACAAUGGCAAAAUAAUCCUUCUCAGUCAGAUUCUCGACGUUAUCCUCAUCUUCCUGAUUGUCUUCCUUGUUGGCGUUUUAAUCCGAUGCAUUGGCUGCGCAUUGAUAAGAGGGAAACAAAUGCGCCUUGAACAUAAAAAUAAGAAUUUGAAUCCUAACAACGAUCAAAAUUCGCACGCGCUUUUAUCCUGA